Messenger RNA from Humulus lupulus (European hop), 1525 nucleotides. RefSeq names its product tubulin beta chain. The coding region runs from base 68 to 1411 and encodes 447 amino acids. Gene Ontology annotation, biological process: microtubule cytoskeleton organization; mitotic cell cycle. NCBI's taxonomy places the organism in Eukaryota, Viridiplantae, Streptophyta, Magnoliopsida, Rosales, Cannabaceae. Gene Ontology annotation, cellular component: cytoplasm; microtubule. Gene Ontology annotation, molecular function: structural constituent of cytoskeleton; GTPase activity; GTP binding. The transcript has 3 exons. The record is from RefSeq and is a predicted model, not a curated record.
AUCUUUCUCGUGUUUUCCCGCGAAACAAACAGAAAACACAGAAAGAGAAUAAAGUAAUUGAAAAAAAAUGAGAGAAAUUCUUCAUAUCCAAGGUGGACAAUGCGGGAACCAAAUAGGAGCCAAGUUCUGGGAAGUUAUCUGCAAUGAGCACGGAAUCGAUCACACCGGAAGGUACAACGGCGACUCGGACCUUCAGCUGGACCGCAUCAAUAUCUAUUACAAUGAGGCGAGUGGCGGGAGGUACGUCCCACGUGGCGUCCUCAUGGAUUUGGAGCCCGGAACCAUGGAUUCCAUUAGAUCGGGUCCCUUUGGUCAGAUUUUCAGGCCUGACAACUUCGUGUUCGGUCAGUCCGGAGCUGGAAACAACUGGGCCAAAGGCCACUACACGGAGGGUGCCGAGCUCAUUGAUUCCGUUCUAGAUGUUGUUCGCAAGGAGGCUGAGAAUUGCGACUGCUUACAAGGAUUCCAAGUAUGUCAUUCGUUGGGAGGUGGUACGGGCUCUGGAAUGGGAACUCUUCUUAUCUCAAAGAUCAGAGAAGAGUACCCAGAUCGGAUGAUGAUGACAUUCUCUGUUUUCCCUUCUCCCAAAGUUUCUGACACAGUUGUCGAACCAUACAACGCCACGCUUUCAGUGCAUCAGCUAGUUGAAAACGCCGAUGAGUGUAUGGUUUUAGACAAUGAAGCUCUCUAUGACAUUUGCUUCCGAACCCUAAAACUUGCCACUCCUACUUUUGGUGAUCUCAACCAUCUCAUCUCUGCCACCAUGAGUGGCGUCACAUGUUGUCUACGGUUCCCUGGACAGCUUAACUCGGACCUUCGAAAGCUUGCGGUUAACCUCAUUCCGUUCCCUCGGCUGCACUUCUUUAUGGUUGGAUUCGCCCCACUAACAGCCAGAGGAUCCCAGCAAUACAGUGCCCUCUCUGUGCCAGAGUUGACUCAGCAAAUGUGGGAUGCCAAGAACAUGAUGUGCGCUGCUGACCCUCGCCAUGGUCGGUACCUCACCGCCUCGGCCAUGUUUCGUGGCAAGAUGAGCACGAAAGAGGUGGAUGAGCAGAUGAUUAAUGUCCAGAACAAGAACUCCUCAUACUUCGUUGAAUGGAUACCAAACAAUGUCAAGUCUAGCGUUUGUGAUAUUCCACCAAAGGGUUUGAAGAUGUCUUCCACUUUCGUUGGAAACUCAACUUCGAUUCAGGAGAUGUUUAGGAGAGUGAGUGAGCAGUUCACGGCUAUGUUCAGGCGCAAGGCGUUCUUGCAUUGGUACACCGGUGAAGGAAUGGAUGAGAUGGAGUUCACUGAGGCUGAGAGCAACAUGAACGAUCUGGUGGCUGAGUACCAGCAGUACCAGGAUGCAACUAUUGAUGAGGAGGAAUAUGAGAACUACGAGGAAGAAGAAGAAGAGGUUAUUGAAUGAUGGAUAUCUGUACUGUAGCUCUCUUCACUUCAGUUUGUUUUUAAUAUUUUUAUGGUUGUUGGCUCUUACUUUAAGUUUCACUAAGUUAUGCCACUUGUCCCACAUUCUGUUUUA